UUGAGCCACAGUGACGGUCGGUGUUGCGCGCACCCGCACACGCUCACAAUCUCCGUAUCAUCGCGCUCUGUAGUUUUGAAAUAAUUCAAGAGUGCUAGUGAUAAUUCAGAUACUGUUUCGCCAAUAGCGAGCGCCGGACGCCGCUUACGUGCGCGAUAACCGCCGGUACACCGCGCCGUCGAUCUGUGCCGAAUUGGAAUUCUUCACGCGGACGAAACGUCGAGAUAAAUCUGACGCGAGUGCAUUUACACGGGAUUCUGUUGCUGUAAUUACAUUAUCCUUGUGUGAGUUGACAGUGGUGUGUGUGCCAUGAGGCCCAAGGAGGAGGUGGACACCAAAGUCCAGACGGGGACUUUCAUCCUGUCCGAGAAGAUUGACGACACCAAGUCGAAAAAAAGCGAAAAGGAGAUGAAGAAGGAAAUGAAACGACUGGAGAAGGAGAAACAGGAGCGGGAGAAGAGAGAAAAGAAAGCGCGAGAAAAGGAAAAGGAGCGCGAAAAGCAAGCCAAGAAAGGCAAAGUGGUGUGUGCGGCGUGCGGCGGAAAGUGCAGCGGUGAGGUGCUGCGCGUGUCCGACAAGUACUUCCACACGGCCUGCUUCACGUGCCGCACGUGCUCGGCGUCGCUCGCGCGCGGCGGCUUCUUCUGCAAGGACGGCCACUACUACUGCCCGCAGGACUACCAGCGUGCUUUCGGCACGCGCUGCGCCGCCUGCCGCCAGUAUGUCGAGGGCGAGGUCGUCUCCGCGCUCGGCAACACCUACCAUCAGAAGUGCUUCACAUGCGCCAGAUGCAAACGUGCGUUCCCAUCCGGUGAGAAAGUGACAUACACGGGCGCCGAAGUCGUUUGUUCCGCGUGCGUGUCAGCGCCUCAGCGGCAGACGGCGCGAACAGCCGCGCCCGCCGCUGCGCCCGCGCCAGCGCCCGCACCCCUUGCGCCCGUUAACGCAGCGCCGCUCGGCUCUCCGCCGCGCGAACAUGCCAUCGACCACGACCGCCAGCCCGACCAGAAUGGUCAGUGCACGCCCAGAUAUGAAUGCGCCGGCUGCGGUCAGGAGUUGUCAGAAGGACAAGCUCUGGUGGCACUGGAUAGACAGUGGCACACAUGGUGCUUCGCGUGCGGCGAGUGUGGCGCCGUGCUGCAGGGCGAGUACAUGGGCCGCGAGGGCGUGCCGUACUGCGAGCGCGACUACCAGCGGCUGUACGGCGUGCGCUGCGCGUACUGCCAGCGCUACAUCUCCGGCAAGGUGCUGCAGGCGGGCGACAACCACCACUUCCACCCGACCUGCGCGCGCUGCUCCAAGUGCGGCGACCCGUUCGGCGACGGCGAGGAGAUGUUCCUGCAGGGCGCCGCCAUCUGGCACCCGCGCUGCGGGCCCGCGCCGCACGACCCGCACGACCACACCGACGCCUCCGAGCACGACACGCUCGCGCACGACCGCGCCUCCGCCGAGCUCCAGUUCUCGCUGCGGUCGCGCACGCCCAGUGUCAACGGCUCCUACUGCAGCCCCUACAGUAGCCUCACCAGGAAGUACGGCUACCGCGCGGUGUCGCCGGGGCUGGUGCUGCGCGAGUACCGCGAGGCGGGCGCGGUGAGUCCGCACCGCAUCACCACCUACUCGUACCUCACCACCGAGCCCGCGUACCUGCGCCGCCCGCUGCAGCCGUACGACCGCCCGCCCACAUCGCCGCACUUCCAUCGUCCGCCAUCGUCAGCGAGCACGCGCGCGUCGUCCCGCGCGGGCAGCAAGGCGUCGUCGCGGCCCGGCAUGCGCGCGCUCGUCGACUCCAUCCGCAGCGAGACGCCGCGCCCCAAGUCGCCGCACAUGAACAACGAGGUGAACCACAUCACCGAACACGCACAAGAACCCAUCGAGCUGUCGCACUACCCGUCCGCGUACAAGCCCCCGCCCGGCACGAAGCCGAAGAUCGAGCGCGAUGAUUUCCCCGCGCCGCCAUACCCCUACACAGAUCCAGAGCGCAGGCGGCGUUGGUCAGACACGUACAAGGGCGUGCAGGAUAGUGAUGACGAGCCUGACGGCAAGGUGAACGGCGCCGUCAACGGCAACGGAGACAUCGACCCAAAACUACGUCGCGAGGAACAGGAACUCGCCAAGAUCGAAACUGGAAUUGCACAGGUAUUCCUCAAAGAAGUAAAGGAACGUGAAAAAUUGCAACAGUGGAAAAAACAAAAUUUAGAUCCGAGAAAUGCAAGCAGGACGCCGUCAGCGGCGCGCGAGGCGAUGCCGCGGCUGCGCUACUCGUCGCCGGUGGGCGCGUCGCCGUCGCGCACGCUGGACCGCGCGCGCCUCGCCAGCGACGGCGCGCCGCCCGCGCACGCGCCGCACCCCGCGCACGCCUCGCACUCGCACAUACCCACCUACAACGUGAUGCACGCUGCGCCGCGGCCCGGGUACGGACUGCGCUCCAGCACGCUGCCCGCCGCCGCGCGACGCGCUGCCUACGUCAGUACCACUGCACACGCGCAGGGAGACUUCACGUUCAGUGGCAUGGGUGACAAGACGCAUAGCACUGACUUCAGCAGCGGCAAAUCUGACAUAUCUGCCGGCUCCAUAACUGAUGUGGACAGGAGUGCUGUGACAACAGAUGGCGUGGCCCGCGGCGUGGGCGGGUCGGUGCUGACGCGCGGCGUGGGCGGCGGCGGGUCGGCGCCGGCGGCCGGCAGCGUGCGCCGCUCGCUGCCCAACAUGGCCACCUCCGCGCUGCUCAACGAGCCCGCCAAGCUCUACCCUUACCAUCUGCUGCUGAUCACCAACUACCGCCUGCCGCCUGAUGUCGACCGUCUCAACCUUGAGCGCCACCUGUCGGAUGCUGAGUUCGAAGCCAUUUUACAGAUCUGCCGACAGGACUUCUACAGACUGCCACAGUGGCGUCGCAACGAGCUCAAGCGGCGCGCGCGCCUGUUCUAAGAGGCGCCUUCCUCGCCCCGCCCGCGCAACGCCCCUCGCCCCCGCCCAUACAUACAAAUGUUUACUCUACCCUGCACUCUUCAAAGAGCAGGAGUUAUAAACAAGUACGCAGACUACUCUGCGGCGGGUAGUCACGUCGGAACGCGGUGCCAGAGUUUGAUUUGGGUUUAGCCAUUUCGGAGUGAUUAAGUUGUUUGCAAAGAGAAGUUUAUUUAUUGAUCAUUCGAGACAUAUUGCCAAAUGCCGGUGAUUGCACGAGGUAGCGAGCGCAUUCUGUGGCGUGCCGCGCAUGCGGGAUGCUUUGGCAUAAUUUUAUAUUUUACCAAUACGACUUCGUUGUUAUUAUUUUUACGGUGUUUUUAUUAUAAAAUAUUUUAUUGACACGUUCCGACGCAGCGCUUGCGUUUGUCAAAUAGUUUACUGUUUAUUGGAAUAGGAGUAAUGAUCAUUACACUACGUUGUGAUUUAAGUUGAUCUAUCUGCAAGCUCGCGCACAUUUAAGCUUCCAUAUUAACCAUAAUAUAAUCUAAUCACGCUGAACACGGACCGCUCGUUCGCGAGCGCUGCUGCGGAAAUAUUUGUAACGUUUAUAGUCCGCCGUGUUACCCGCGGGAUGUGCACGCCACUUACCAUAUUAGUAAGGAUGGUGUGUCGACAUUUUGUUCGCUGCACGUGUCACGGGCCACGCGGCGUUAGAGUUAAUGUUCGUAGCGUAACUGCGCAUAGCAGAGCAGCCUACUUACUUUCUGUACACGACCUCCUAUAUCAAUAUUGAUGAUAUUAUAAUAACUUCACAUAAUAAUAUAUUAAAUAAAUAUAAUAUAUAAUUUAGUACGGUAUGGUGUGACGCGACGAUUCAAAGAAUUGUUGCAGGCGAGCGUGUCCUAUCGGCGCGCCGUGCGUAUUGCCGACGAACCAACUUCGUGAUCUGUCCUAUCAGUUCAGUAUCAAAGAAAAAAAACGUCAAUUUUGAUCGUGAGUGGUUGUUGGAGAAACUCGCAUUGGCGCGCUUAACAAUGACCACGCGUUUUCCUGCAGGCGUAUACCUUAGAAGCGGUCACAGCACGCGCAUCCUGCUUCCUACACACUGCAUAAAAAUGUUACAAAUGUGUGUGUGUACGACCGAUCAAAGUUAGGUGUAUACGAUUAGUCAAUAUCAACGAUGCAGCUAUUGUUUUUAGGAAACGAUGUUCUACAGAGGCGUAUAGAGUGGAUGCCUAAGUUUGAUCGGACAUACUGUCUUACUGUCUGGUGACCGCGGUACGACACGGCAGAGGAGCACAACGCGUGGCUCGCGUGCCAGCUGUGGCCCGCAGCGCGGAUCCGAGUUGAUUGAUGCCUUGAUUCAUAUAAAAUAUACAUAUAUAUGUGAGCGUGUGUAACGUUUAAUUUAGUGAGAACCAAAUAUAAUAUGUGUAAGAUACGAUAUACUAUUACGUUAGCGUUUAAGUUGGGACAUACCUAGUGCGUUAUAUAUCGGUAGCUCCUAAGUGUAGCUUCUUCUGGUGUGCGUGCAGAUUGACACAAGCCGGUGUGAGCGUGUGUGUGUGUGCGUGUAGUGUGACGGUAGGUGCUACGUGUCCGAGAAAUUUGUAAGGAAAAUGAAGGUUUACGAACGUCGUUGAUAUGGUAGCGGCCGUCGUCCGUGCUUGUGUAAAUAUUAUUUACUUGUUUAUUGAUUUAAAGGUUAAAAACACAUGCUGUGAUUGUUUAACAAUUAAAAUUAGUAAUAAUUGUUUAGUCAUAGUUACAAUUUAGAAUACUUGUAAUUUUAAUAAUUACAAUUUGUUGUGCAGCCAUACAUGAUGUUUCAAUGUCUUACGUAACAUCAGCUUGAAUCACGUAUCACGAGUCACGACGGUCGCGCAACAUAUCUGUCGACGUGCGGACCUUCUUAAGCCGCUACUAAACGUAUGUGUGUGGGUGUGUACGUGUGUAAGUGUGUGUUUGCGUUUGUGCCUGUAUGUGCGCGUACGUACUGCACGAUGCCUUCAUGUCAAUGUUAUUAGGAUUAAAAAAUAUAUAUAAAUGAAACAUACCUUAAUAACAAUAAUAUAACCGAAAUUGAAUAAGGCAUAGAGCACAAUUUAAUUUUUUCGUUAUUUAGGUAACGUUGACAUGAACGCAUCCGCCCUUUAUCAAUAUGAUGACAUCAUUGUUUUUAAUUUUAUUCUAGGCAGAUAUUAUUUUUGGUUGCAAUAAUAUAAUUAAUUUAUAUAUAUGAAAAAUUAAUAUAACAUAUUUUUUCAUUCGCAUUUUGGUGGCUUAGUCGAUAGUGUGUAAGGAGAUGGUCGGCGCGCAUGCGCCUGUGCUAUUAUAGCGUAAGCCUCGUUACCGAAGAGGUAAUUAAGUACCUAUUUCUAGAAACAAAAGUGUAUGAAUGAACACUUUGGUGGCAUGCGAUGACACGAGCGUCGCCACGAUUUAUCAUGGAUAUGUUUGUAAUCGACUAUAAAAUCUAAUGCUAGGUGCCAAUUUAAUCACGCAUAUUUAAGAAAGACGUGUCACUCAAAUAUAAUAAUAUGGAAAUAAUUUCAAUAAUUUUCUCUGUAUAAAUUAAUUUUUCAGUUCUAGAUCUGUCAUGGAUACUAAAAUUUCUAAUACCAUUGGUAAUAGAAAUAGAAAGUGAUUAAAUUUACACCUCGUAGAUUUUAGUACAUAAAAAUCCAUAACGAGUCGGAGACAUAGAGUAUUUGUGUUCGACGUAUGAAGGCUACACGUGUCGAUGGUCGCUGUAUCUGGUGCAUAAGUCGCAUCUCGCCCGUCGCAGCCGAUGUGGACGUUGCGAUCCAUUCAUUUAGUUUUCAUUAUUUUAUUUCUCGCCAUUUUUAUACACAAUUCAACUAAAGAUAUGUAUUUGUUCAUAUCUUAUUUUAUUUCUGUGUCUAAUUAAAUAUAUUAUAUGAGAAUUGUAUGCGCGAACUGUGAAAUUAAACACUUAUUAAAUUAUAAUAUGUACACACAAUUAAAUGCCUUCUUUCAUUUUGAUGUAAGCGUCGAGCGUACGAGAGUGAGCUAAAUUAUUUAAUUAUAUGUAGAUGUAUAUAUAAAGAGUUUAUUUUGUAAUAUCGCUUGUAUGUAUGCGUCGCGUCGUGGCUCCGGGGGCUUCCUACUCUUGUUAACUUUCGAUAGAAGUGGCCUCCUGUAACUCAACAUCAACGCCCGACGAAUGACGGAAUUAUAAUUUCAACAAAUAUCUAUACCAUACACAAGCCCAGGACCGGUAGAACCGAGCGCGAGAAAUCACUUUCUGUUUCCCGAGCGAGGACUGUGCUUUUGAAGUAAUAAACUUGCAUUUCCGAA
Molecule: messenger RNA, 6231 nt
Organism: Manduca sexta (tobacco hornworm)
Lineage: Eukaryota; Metazoa; Arthropoda; Insecta; Lepidoptera; Sphingidae
Gene: Unc-115a
Product: actin-binding LIM protein 2
Exons: 17
Coding region: 310-2928 (872 amino acids)
Biological process (GO): lamellipodium assembly; cytoskeleton organization
Cellular component (GO): actin cytoskeleton
Molecular function (GO): actin filament binding
Source: RefSeq, a predicted model, not a curated record